Molecule: messenger RNA, 4321 nt
Organism: Hermetia illucens (black soldier fly)
Lineage: Eukaryota; Metazoa; Arthropoda; Insecta; Diptera; Stratiomyidae
Gene: Unc-115a
Product: actin-binding LIM protein 3
Exons: 12
Coding region: 345-2741 (798 amino acids)
Biological process (GO): lamellipodium assembly; cytoskeleton organization
Cellular component (GO): actin cytoskeleton
Molecular function (GO): actin filament binding
Source: RefSeq, a predicted model, not a curated record
GUCUCAACGUACUAGAAGCGCUUCGACUGCCAUGUACGAGGGGCCUUCUCGAGAACGGUGCAUACAAUUUGUAGUAGACGUGAGCCGUGCGUGAUAAGUGCGGGGAGAUUUUCGGUGUUGCUUCCUCGUUGCCAAUCGCGAAGAGAAGUGAAGUAAAUUGACGUCGUCGUCGUGGUUGCUGUCGGUCGCGAAUAAAAGCAAAGUGAUUCCGCAAUUAACAUUUUGCAUUAUGUUUUAAAAGCUGGUGUAUAGGAACAAGUGUCGAGAGUGCUACUCGGGAAAGUUGAUUGGUCUCAGUGAAUUGCAAAUUAUUGGGUGAAAAUAGACGGCGGAAAAGCCAUAAAAUGGGUAAAACAAAAAUCUACUGUGCAAAAUGUCAGAAGAAAUGUUCCGGUGAAGUGUUACGUGUCGCCGAAAAACAUUUUCAUAAAACAUGCUUCCAAUGCUCGACAUGUCAAAAAUCAUUAGCCACCGGUGGAUUUUUUUCAAAGGAUGGCGCCUACUACUGCAUUCCGGACUAUCAAAAAUUAUAUGGAACGAAAUGUGCUGCCUGUAAAAAUUAUGUUGAAGGAGAAGUGGUUUCUACAAUGGGUAACACGUAUCACCAGAAAUGUUUUACAUGUAGUAAAUGUAAAAAACCUUUCCCGUCUGGUAGCAAGGUAACAAACACGGGCAAAGAAGUCCUAUGUGAAGUUUGCGUGUCGCUACCCAAUGCUGUGAAUCAAACACCGCAAAAGAAACAAGUAACUUCGACGAAUUCACCACAAAAGGAAGUCUCCUCGAUCAGUCCAACGAAAGCCACUGCCCAUCAACAAACCCAACAAAAUGCUCAACUCAAUACGGCAAAUACAACAAUCACUAAAGAUUAUGAUCCGAACGAGUGUGCCGGUUGCGGUGAGCUACUGAAAGACGGUCAAGCAUUGAUUGCUUUGGAUCGUCAAUGGCAUAUUUGGUGCUUUCGCUGCAAGAGUUGUAGCGCUGUGCUAAAUGGUGAAUAUAUGGGCAAAGAUAAUGUCCCGUAUUGCGAGAAAUGCUAUCAGAAAUCGUUUGGUGUUAAAUGUGCCUAUUGUAAUCGUUAUAUUAGUGGAAAAGUUCUGCAGGCCGGUGAUAAUCAUCACUUCCAUCCGACAUGUGCCCGAUGCACAAAGUGCGGCGAUCCAUUUGGAGAUGGAGAAGAGAUGUAUCUUCAGGGAAGUGCUAUUUGGCAUCCACGUUGCGGACCAGGCCCAUCGUCGGAAUUAGGUGCUAUUAUAAAUGGUGGUGCUGCAAAUGGAAAUUUCACGGAUACGGAAUGUGAUCGUAUGAGUACAAGUGCUAUGAGUGAUAUGCACUUUUAUAUGAGAUCGAGAACACCCAGCAUUAGCGGUUCGGUUUAUUCGAGCAGAAAGUACCGAACCGUCAGUCCUGGACUUAUUCUCCGUGAAUAUGGUCGUCAUGGCUAUGGCUACGAAGACAUUUCACGUAUUUACACCUAUAGUUAUUUGACCGAUGAGCCACAUUACUUGCGAAAACCAAUCGAUCCUUACGAUAAACCACCAGUUUCGCCACAUUUCCAUCGGCCAAUAAAUUCAGGUCCUGGUGGAAGUCGGCCCCCGUCACGACCACAAUCACGUAAUAAGAGUGCAAUGAAGGUUCUAGUCGAUGCAAUUCGAUCGGAAACACCACGACCAAAAAGUCCAGCAAUGAAUAAUGAAGAGCCGAUCGAAUUAUCACAUUAUCCUGCAGCUAAGAAACCUCCGCCAGGAGAAAAACCGAAAAUUGAACGUGAUGAUUUUCCAGCACCACCGUAUCCAUAUACGGAUCCAGAACGAAGGAGGCGAUAUUCAGAUUCAUAUAAAGGGGUACCUGGUUCAGAUGAGGAAGAUGAAACCGAUAAUAAGGCAAAUGGCGAAGCGAUCGAUCAGCGUCUGAAAAAAGAAGAAGAGGAAUUGCAGAAGUUGAACUCUGGAAUAGGUUCUGUCAUCCUUAAGGAUCUUAAGGAACAUGCAAAAUAUCGAAAAUGGAAACAACAGAACUUAGAUCCACGAAAUGCUUCAAGAACUCCAUCGGCAAGUAAGGAGCCGGCUUAUAGGCUAAGAUAUGAAUCACCAGUAGGAGCAUCACCGUCAAGGAAUUUAGAUCAUCAGAAACCAUUCUAUGAAGAUGAAUAUUUUGAUAGGUCGACCAGCUAUCGAGGAUCAGUGGGUCGAUCGUUGGGCAACGCUCCAAGUUAUAAUGUGGUGAGUUCGCUUCGUCAUGUACCUAAACCCGGAUACGGCUUGGCUCCCCGCUCGCAUACUUUCAGCUCUGCUACAACUACUGGCUCUGCACAAGUCGCUCCUGAUUUCUCAUUUGGCGGUCUAGGAGAUAAGACUCAAAGUACAGAAUUCAGUUGUGGUAAAUCUGAUGCUUCGGUGGAUUCGAUUACAGAGGGAGAUAGGCGUGCUCUUAUGGCUGACCUUCCAGCUUCAAGCACAUAUUCUGGGGCUCUGUCUUAUCACUACCCACAAACUGGUUUGAUACGACGCAGCCUUCCUAAUAUGGCUCAUUCUAUGCUUGUACAUGAACCAGCUAAAAUCUAUCCUUAUCAUCUACUGUUAAUAUCAAAUUAUAGAUUACCUAUAGAUGUUGAUCGUUGUAAUCUAGAGCGUCAUUUGUCUGAUGUUGAGUUCGAGGCAAUUCUACAAUGCACACGAGCCGAAUUUUAUCGAAUGCCUCAAUGGAGACGAAACGAAAUCAAACGAAGAGUUCGACUAUUCUAAACGGAAAUCAGCGAUACAAAAUUCUUUAAGGAAAUUCAACAACGGAUUCGAAAACAACAAUGAAGCGAAGCAAGGACCUACUAAAUCGCAUGUCAGUCGCUUCCAUCAAUUGAAUACAACUGAAUGAUGCAUGAAACAAAUCUGGCAUUCUAAUAAUAUAUUUACUAUAUUAUUUUAAGACAAAUUCAUACGCGAGAGAAUUUUAUUUACCAAAUCUUAAACGAAAGCGAAAAAAAGAAAGCAAACUUAGAGAAAAAUUCAAUUUUACGAUUGGCUUUUUUUUAUUUCUAUAUUUUAUUGAUUUUAUUUUCCUGUUAAGCUUCAAAGUGUGUAAUUGGGCUUUUAGUGUUCACAAAGUGAUUUUUAAAACAAUAAAAAUGCUUUUGAAACGAGUUAAAUAAAAUUCGAAAAUUGCAUAAAUAAAAGUUAAAAGAGAACCUACAUGAUUACAAUAAAAAAUAUAAAUAGAAAAAUAUUUCAGAAACUGCGUUGGCAACAUAAUCUGUUCACAACUUAUCGCUGCUAUUUUAGAAAUUAUUGGUAUCGCAAUAUAAAAUCGAAAUGUUUUCUACUUUCUAAUAAUACUUAAAACACAUAUAGCCAGUAUUUUAACAAGAAAACUGUUAGGAUUUAAUUAAGACGACGACUGAAGCGUUUCAUUUCGAAAGCGUUUCCAAACAAACACGAACCUACUUAGAAAAUUAUUGAAAAUCGAUAACGAAUGCAUACACGAAAUUAUUUUUCUAUUAUUCUAAGGCAUUUCGUCUUUAUAUUGUGAUAAUAUAAUUCUAAAUUUAUCAUGUAAUCAAAACAAGUACCUAUAAAAAGGAAUAAAGGAGAAUUGCAAUAUGCUAUUAAUACAUUUCUAUAAUACAAGAAAUUAAGUGGAAAUAGAGUUAAAUUUAUGCUAGCAUGCGAUUAGACUUAUGCAAAUCAUCACAAGAGUUUUAUUCUUAGAAAAUGUAGCUAUAAAUUUCGAGAUCCCUAUCAGAUUUUUCUAUUCUUAUAAACCUCAAGUGUUCAAGUAAAGACAGGUGAAGUUUCGUUGGAAUUAUUCAUUCUAACUUUGGAUCAUAUCUGCUGGUUGCUUUUAAACACGUUUUACUCCACGGUAUCCUUUCCACUCUCCGUUCCUACAGAUUUUACCUACUUAAGAGAAAUUGGGUUGUAGUCGUAUCUUCAUAAUACUUUCCUAUUCGCUCCGGGGUUUUAUUUAAUACUUUCUUGAUAUUAUCUACUUUUACUUUUGAUGUGGUGCACAGCAACGCUGCAUGUCGGCCGAGAGGAAGGAAAACAACAUUGCUGCUAGUGUAAACGAUAAUAAUUUAAAUGAAAACAAUAUUAAUCCAUUCAUAUAAAAACACUAUACAAGAGAAUACAUGAAUAAUGAAUAGCACAUCUGUAGAAUAGAUUUAUUGUCACUCUAUAUUGCCGGUACCAGUAAUUAUUUUAAGAAGCAUACUAAAAAGAGAUAAACAAUUUUCUAUUUGUAUUUGGAAUAUAAAAUGAAGCAAAAUAUAAAUAUAUAUUUAUUAUUAUGUAUGCAUUUUUAGGCUAAUAAACAUGUUUUUGAGCUGCAA